CAAGGGAGGAGAACCCGCAUCCGCCCCCGGUCGCCGCCCGGUGCUCCGCAUCCGCCAGCGUACGGCCCGCCCGCCAGCGCCGGCGUGGAUGGGGAAGCUCGUCGCCCUGGCGCGGGAAGCAGUCGGGGUGGACCAGGAGCUCGGGUACUCGGUAGUCAAUAAGCGGUAGGUUGGUGGAGGACGUCGUGGCGGGGCGGGGCAGGGUGAUGAAGGCCCUGCGGCGAUCCAGCACCUCCUCCUCCUCGGCGGCGCCGGCGCCGAGGGCUCCUUCGUCCCCGCGGUCGUACUCGUGGAUCCACCGCCGGUCCCUCCUCGUCACGUCGUCGGCGUCCUCUCUGGCGGCCUCGGGGAAUCCGGCCGCGGAGGAUUCGGAUUCGGCGCCGGCGCCAGUGGCGGCAGCUUCCUCGUCGCCCUCGCUGGCGCCCUCCUCCCCGAACGUGGACCGGGGUGGAAUUAAAUCUCCGUGGUCUCGAAGAAAAAGAAAACGAGCACUUUCUUGUCAACAUUGGAACCGUCUAUUUUCAUCAAACGGGAAGCUUCGUGAUGGGGGAAGAAAGUUUCUAAAAAAAGUUCGCAGUGGGGGAAUUGAACCAGGCAUCCGGGCUGAAGUUUGGCCAUUUCUACUUGGAGUUUAUGAUUUGAACAGUUCUGAAGAGGACAGGAAUGCCAUCAAGCUAAAGAAAAGGAAAGAAUAUGAAAAGCUGAGACGACAGUGCCAUCGCAUUCUGAAUUGUUACAAAGGAAAUGGGCUGAAUGUUAUAAAUGAGUUUAUGAAUGAGGAUGUUUCUGAUGGGGUGGAAGGAUCAGAGUCACCUCAUUCUGAAGGUGUCAGUAAGAGGGCUUGUGUGUUGCCCAAAGAAUUGAAAUCUUUAGGCAGCAAGGCAGAAGAACCAGAGAGUUCUAACUGGGCUUCUGUGGAAGGCAUGGAUGAAGAUACAAGUGAGUUAACUUAUGUUGAUCCAUGUAUUGCAGAAUCAGAAUCUUCUGACUCUGAGUCUUCCUAUGAAGAGGACCCUGACAGAACACCCGUCUCUACCAAUUUGGAAGAGAACUGUGAUCCCAAACCAAAAUUUGUCCGGAGCGCAUCAUCUAAGUCAGAAAUUUUUAUAUCUGACAAAACUCCAGAGGAUUUUACCACAUGGCAGCGCAUUAUACGUGUAGAUGCUAUUCGAGCAAAUACAGAAUGGGCCCUAUUUGCCCGUAAUCAGGCUGAAGUCUCUAAAGAGAAAGCACUGCGGUCUGCAAUAACAGUCGGGCUGAAAGAUUAUGACCAUUUGGAGCCUUACAUGAUUUAUCAUGCUGCACGAUUAGUUGCAUUGCUUGAGGCAUAUGCACUCUAUGAUCCAGAGAUUGGGUACUGUCAAGGAAUGAGUGAUCUCUUGUCACCAAUAAUUGCAGUGAUGGAGGAAGAUCAUGAAGCAUUUUGGUGCUUUGUAGGUUUCAUGAGGAAAGCGAGGCACAACUUCAGGCUUGAUGAGGUUGGAAUAAGAAGACAGCUGAAAACCGUCUCGCAGAUCAUCAAGCGCAAAGACUCGCACCUCUACAGGCACCUGCAGAAGCUUCAGGCCGAAGACUGCUUCUUUCUGUACCGAAUGGUGGUGGUUCUCUUCAGGAGGGAGCUCACUUUUGAGCAGACUGUGUGUCUAUGGGAGGUCAUGUGGGCUGACCAGGCCGCAAUUCGAGCUGGGAUUGGAAGGUCCACUUGGGGAAGGAUAAGGCUUCAUGCUCCUCCUACUGAUGAUUUGUUGCUCUACGCUAUCGCUGCCUGUGUCUUGCAGAGGAGGAAGCUGAUAAUCGAGAAGUACAGCAGCAUGGAUGAGAUAUUGCGGGAGUGCAAUAGCAUGGCCGGGCAGCUGGAUGUCUGGAAGCUCCUAGAUGAUGCGCAUCACUUGGUUGUUAACCUUCAUGACAAAAUAUGAUACUACUCUUUCCUCAGUUACGUUUGGUAGAACAUAUGCAGACCUGAACAAUUUUCCGAGGUGUAUAUUUAGCAUCUAUCUAUCUACUGCCUGUCACCCGGAAUAAAAACCCUUGCAUGGGUACAUAGAUCGAACCUUGUAGCUUCAAGUGAGGACGAAGUUGUCUUCACUUCAGUUAAGCUGAUAAACCAUGGGUUAUCACCGUGGUUCUGUCGUUGCAAGCCAUCCAUAGUUGGAACUUCAUGGAAAAUCUUGUUUUUGCUUCAAAUAAUGUCUGUUCUGGGCAAAAACAUCAUUUUCCCUAAAGUCUUUUAUAGGACAAGCAAGUUCCCAGAUGUUGGGUGUAAUGUAAUGUGGAGUAAUAUACUAAUAUCAAUGUCAAGUCUUUACUGUCA
Messenger RNA from Panicum hallii, 2314 nucleotides. RefSeq names its product GTPase-activating protein gyp7-like. Gene Ontology annotation, biological process: activation of GTPase activity. The coding region runs from base 207 to 1919 and encodes 570 amino acids. Gene Ontology annotation, molecular function: GTPase activator activity. The transcript is spliced from 5 exons. NCBI's taxonomy places the organism in Eukaryota, Viridiplantae, Streptophyta, Magnoliopsida, Poales, Poaceae. The record is from RefSeq and is a predicted model, not a curated record.